CUCUGUGGAUUCCAUGUUAUACUGUAUGUACACAUUCUAAAUAAUUUGUGCAAAAAUACAGACAUACUUGCUUUGCUGUCACCUCAUAAUUCUGUUGCUUUGUAAAGGGUAUACAUUUAUUUUGAAGUCGUUGUCUCAUUGUCUUAUUAUCUAGUUUGCCUUACACAUCAUAACAUACUGAAUGCUUAUGCCUAUUCUCUUAUUGAAACCUUUAUAAAACAAUUAGGACACCCCCUGUCUUGCUAGUUGCCACCAUCCCAUGAUCGGAGGUAAGGGCUAUUCUGUAAACUGCCUCAGGAGUUUCACUUCUUAAAAAUUUGUGUUGCAGGCGCCACUGUCAUCACUGGUGUCUGCCCCGAUUGCCCUUUUCAGUGGAUAGUCCCAAAAUAUUUCCCGAGUUGCACAAUGAAAUUUAAGGCAAAUGCGGUAUUUGGAUGUAAUGAUGUUGUGCAAUGACGCCCCCGUGUGGUGACAACCGUCGUGCUCAUAGUUUACUAGCUCUCACUAUUUUUAGCAACUCUGUCGCUGUGUUGAGGGUUUUACGCAACUUAAACCCUCUGGCUAAUUUUCAAAGCCAAUUCCGACCAUAGAAGAAACGCACUAUCUUUAUAAACGACGACGGUAGUGGUGUGAAGCAUUUUCCAGUAGGAACCGGAUGCAUCCGCAGAGUAUUUUAUAUUUUCAUUGAAUAUUUUCCGAGUAAAACCGGCUAGCUGCGAGUGCUUCCUCUUUCAAAAUGGCAAACGAUGGCUUACUUGCUGAAGCUUACAAAACACGGAAAUUGUGAUUGCAUGAGAACAUUCAAUAUGCACGUUACGGCGGGGGACUGAAAUCACAUCUGCUCAAGCUGGCAUAUUGAACCGGGUUUGGAAGGGAAAUUCAUUACCUCGGCAUAUGCCAGUUGUGGAAUUUCGACGUGCGGCCGGAAUAUUCAAGUUACCCAACCGUGCACUUUCAUUCGACAACGGGGCCGACUAUAGUUUGGAGUCUCUGUUGCCCGAGUCGGGUAUCGUUGCGGAUAUCGACAUUGAGAACAUCCUCUCCUCCGAUUCCGGCACGUUCUACCAGCUCAAGAGCCAGCCCAUCACUCUAAGCCCCGCGCCGACGUCGGCUGACCCCUCCCCCUCCCCCUCGGGCAGCGCAGUCAUGGCGUCGCGCGUGCUGCAGCGGCAGCAGCUGAUGCGGGAGCAGGCGCGGGAGCAGGAGAGGAGGGAGGCGCAGCGGCAGGCCUCCUCCGCGCAGCUCCGCGCCGCCGACUCCUCCCCCGCCAUCUCCGUGUCCGCGCCACCCAGCGCCGCCCGCCCGCCCCCGGCCCAGGUCCCCGUGGAGGUGCUCAAGGUGCAGACUCACCUGGAGAACCCCACAAAGUACCACAUCCAGCAGGCUCAGAGGCAGCAGGUGAAGCGCUACCUCUCCACCACCCUCGGGAACAAGGUGGCCAAUCAGACGAUGGGGACGUCCCCCUCGCCUCAGUCUGGCUCCACCCCCGAGCUCACCCCUGCAGCCAGCAGCACUCCCAGCAGCCCCAUGGCUCUGCUCAACCUAGGAAACAAAGAGGAGAUUGAUGACGUGAUCGAUGACAUCAUCAGCCUGGAGUCCAGUUUCAAUGAUGACAUCAUGACUUUGAUUGACCACGGCCUGCAGCUCCCCAGCACGCUGCCGGUGUCGGGGAACCUCCUGGACGUGUACAGCAGCGCUGGGAUGGCGGCUCCCACCAUCACCGUCAGUAACUCCUGCCCCGCGGACCUGCCCAACGUCAAGAGGGAGCUGACGGUCCCCCAGACACCAUCGGCCAACUCGCCGUUUCCAAAAUAUGCAGAAGCGAAAGCCCUCAUGAAAGAACGUCAGAAAAAGGACAACCACAACCUGAUCGAGAGGAGGAGGAGGUUUAACAUCAACGACCGCAUCAAGGAGCUGGGAGCGCUCAUCCCCAAGUCAAGCGACCCGGAGAUGCGCUGGAAUAAGGGCACCAUCCUGAAGGCGUCGGUGGACUACAUCCGCAAGCUGCAGAAGGAGCAGCAGCGCACCAAAGAGAUGGAGACGCGGCAGAAGAAGCUGGAGCACGCUAACCGCAGCCUGCUACUGCGCAUACAGGAGCUGGAGAUGCAGGCUCGAAUCCACGGCCUGUCGGCCUCCUCGGCGCUGUCCCCUGAGCUGGACAUGCUCCAGCAGCAGCAGCAGCAGCAGCACCCCGCCUCCGGCGACGCCCUCUCCCAGUCCCUCCUCAGCCUGGGCGGGGCCUCCGCCGCGCAGGCCGCCUCCUCUUUCCUGUCUCCGCCCCCCUCCGCCUCCCCGGGGGGCGUGGCCCUGGGCAGCCCGCUGGACCUGGGGUCGCUGAGCUUCGCCGAGCUGGACGACCCCGCCUCCUCCGCCUUCAACGCCUCCCUGAUGUCGGACAUGGGCCUGGACGACAUCCUCAUGGACGACGACGGCGGCAGCGCCCUGUCGCCCGUAGGGGGCGCCGACCCCCUCCUCUCGUCCGUCUCCCCCGGCGCCUCCAAGACCAGCAGCCGGAGGAGCAGCUUCAGCAUGGAGGAGGACUCGUGACCGGGUUCGGCAGCGUAGCGGGAACGUGUGCGCGGAGAGCCGCGGCGUUGGGCGAGGGGGGGGCUGGACACGGGCGUUCGCCGGGGGGGGGGGGGACAACACUCACUCUCUCUCUCUCUCUGUCUCUCUCUCUCUAAAGAGCCACAGCAGCCUUCUGCAUUCUCACUUCCUGUUAGGUGUGUGCCAGUCCUGUGUAACCAUGGAAACGACGAAGUGAGAAGCGGUCUCUCCCCCCCACCCCCUUUUUCUUGUUCAGUUGCCCAUCCCUCUUUUGGACCAGGUUUUUUUUUCCCCCCCAGCGCUGAAUCCAGUUUGGCGGGGGUGUCCCGUCUGUAAAGUGCGAGAUCCCACAUCUCCCUAACAGCAAGCAGAUCCCCCCCCCCCCCAACCCCCAAUCCCAAUGAUGGGUAAUGCAGCUGAUAUUCAAAAAUGCCGUUUCCCCCCCUACCCCCUGGACUUCCGUUAGAGCUCUCGGGCGGAAGGUUCUGGGUCAGCGCAGAGUUGAACGAGCUCGGCGAGACCUGCGGUGCAGAAGGUGCUGUGGCUCUUUCCCCGACGGGUUCCCAUCCGCAGAACUCUGCGCUACAAAUAGAAAAGAAACUAAAAGAAGAGACAUUUAUUAACAUCAAUAGUAGAUUUUGUUUGGAAAGUAUGUUCUAGGUUUAUAUCUGCUUUUCUUUUCGUUUUUUUUUUUCCUUAAAUUUUACUGUAUAUACAGUAUCCUAACUAGAAUAGUUAUACGCACUCUAAUCCCGGAGGGAUUAGAUUAGCCUCACCUGUCUGUGUUUCAGGUGCAAGCAAAGAUGAACAUUAGAAAGAUGAAAAGUGCUUAGACAACCAGAAAAAUUCUUAUUUUUAUUUUAUUACGCAGAUUUGUUUUUAUACACACACACAUAUAUAUAUAUAUAUAA
Messenger RNA from Anguilla rostrata (American eel), 3458 nucleotides. RefSeq names its product transcription factor binding to IGHM enhancer 3a (gene tfe3a). Gene Ontology annotation, molecular function: protein dimerization activity; DNA-binding transcription factor activity, RNA polymerase II-specific; RNA polymerase II cis-regulatory region sequence-specific DNA binding. Lineage: Eukaryota; Metazoa; Chordata; Actinopteri; Anguilliformes; Anguillidae. The transcript is spliced from 11 exons. Gene Ontology annotation, cellular component: nucleus. The coding region runs from base 895 to 2547 and encodes 550 amino acids. Gene Ontology annotation, biological process: regulation of transcription by RNA polymerase II. The record is from RefSeq and is a predicted model, not a curated record.